This is a messenger RNA of Protopterus annectens (West African lungfish), 1455 nucleotides long. Its product is annotated as RNA-binding protein 4-like. Gene Ontology annotation, cellular component: nuclear speck; cytosol. Bases 103 to 645 code for a protein of 180 amino acids. Gene Ontology annotation, molecular function: zinc ion binding; mRNA binding. The record is from RefSeq and is a predicted model, not a curated record. Gene Ontology annotation, biological process: mRNA splicing, via spliceosome. NCBI's taxonomy places the organism in Eukaryota, Metazoa, Chordata, Ceratodontiformes, Protopteridae. The transcript is spliced from 3 exons.
GGAAGUAGGAAGGCGUUGCAAUUAUGUUGAUUCUGAAGUCCUUCCUUUUUCCGUUGCUAUUGUAGUGGGUUUUCCUUGUCGGAGUUAAAGAAGCUUUUCAACAUGGUGAAAAUUUUCAUUGGGAAUCUGCCUCGCCAGGCUACAGAGCAAGAGCUUAGGAAUUUGUUUGAAAAAUAUGGAAAGGUGGUGGAAUGUGAUAUAAUAAAAAAUUAUGGCUUUGUCCACAUGGACGAUAAAUUGUCAGCUGAGGAAGCAAUUCGGAGUCUCCAUCAACAUGUGCUUCAUGGUGUUGCCAUUAAUGUAGAAGCCAGCAGAAGCAAAGCAAAGACAUCUACCAAACUACAUGUUGGGAACAUCAGUAGCAGCUGUACAAAUCAGGAAUUGCGUGCUAAGUUUGAGGAGUAUGGCCCUGUACUGGAAUGUGAUAUUGUCAAGGAUUAUGCGUUUGUACACCUGGAAAGGGCAGAAGAUGCUAUUGAAGCUAUCAAGGGUCUUGAUAACACAGAGUUUAAAGGUAAAGUUUGCAAGCUACUUCAGUUCAUCAUUAGUACACACGCACGUUUGUUCUGGCACGCGGAUUGCGUCGACCUGCGAGGUGUCGGAAAAAUUAAAUAUUUUAUGUUAGUUGUUUUUUUUUUAACUUGAUGGGGGGAUGUGACUGAGGAAACUAUAAAUUAUGACCACCUUAAUUUGGUUCGAUACCUUGUUGUAUGAGAUUUUUAAACACUUUUCUUUCUUCCUCCUCUUGGCUGUUCAGACCAUUUGAGUUUUGUAGGGGUUUGAGGAUUUACAUUAUUAAAUGGUUCAAGAAAUUUUCAAGGAGGUGAAUUUCCAGAAUAGAAAUGCAGUUGAAUGUUGAGCAAAAGUUAAAAGCUGAAAGCUCUGCUUGGAGAGAUGGUAAAUGAAUGUUCAUUUUUAAAAAAAAAAAAAAGUUUGGCAAAAUGUGAUAACUAAUUUGACUCCCAGAAUUCUAUGCUUAAAAAGGGAAAUGAUACAGAAAAUAACGGAGAAAAUAUUUCUGUCCCAUGCAGUAUGUGUGGUAGUAAAGUAUUGUGCAGCAACUGUUUUGGUUAAAAAAAAAAAAAGAAAGAAAGCUCUUCCCCUAAAAUAAGGAUGGAAGUUUUGGAGUCAUUAACAGACUGCAACUUCAAGAAGGUAUUCACAUCAAGACAGAACCAAGUAUCUGGAAACUGCCAGCUUUAAAUGAUACUGAAGAUCGUUUGCAAUGUACACAUUUUCUAUAAGAUUUAUUGAAAUGUAACUAGUCUUUACCAGUUUCUGUGAUGAUAUGAGUUGAGUAAUUUUGUUUUUUCAGCUUUUGGGUUUUAAAAUAAAAAGUGUUAUUUUACAGUAAAAGAGUUGCUGGAUUUUAUCUGGCACAAACUCAAAAGUUGAAGUUUGGGUUCAUUUGUUUAUUUUGGAUUUGAAAAAUAAAUCAAUUUCAGUUUUUUUGCA